GUCAAAUCAAAAAGCAAGCGAAAUGGAAACUUGCGAAUUCUCUCAAUUGCAAUCACUAAUCAGUUUUGCUUCUUUCUAAACAAUAAUAGUGCUCGAUUAUUAAAUGAUAAGUUAUUGUUGACAACCUGCUGUGUAUUUUCGGGAAUCAAUUGUGAAUUCGACUUUUAGAACUGAUGAUGCGCGCUCUCGCGUAUUCAAUCCGGUUUCAUUCCAUAAUGGCCUGUCACAUAAAUCCCAAAUAGUGAUGUGUGUUUUCCUCAAUUUUUCUAUUAUUUUCUUCUCGUAACCCAUGUAAACAAUGUCUAGAGAAUCCAGUCAGCAUUCAAAACGGCUGUUAACGGAAACUGUGAACAUACUUCACGAACAACACGGCCAGAAUGAGAAACUUUAUUCGUCUAUAUUUCCUCUAGACUACAGUGAACAAUCGAAGGUUCCCGGAGAAUCUAUGAGUACUAUGUCCGAAAGUGCUGAUACGAGCAGCCAUAGCGUUAAUUACGAUAAGCAAGCGACAACAACUUCAGAAACAGAAUCAGUUCGCCAAUCUGAAGACAAUGAUGUUUCGCGAAGCCACUGCCGCUUCUGCGCCACAGAAAUGGACUGCAAAGACCUUUUGGACUUAUCUACAGAGGAUAUAGUCGAGAAGUAUAUAAAACUGCUGUCAUUCCUCAAGUUAGAAGUAGACUUUUCAUCACAUAACAAGCUUCCUAAGCUCGCAUGCUCGACUUGUCAUAACUUGUGUAUAGAAAGUUACAGAUUCUUCUUGCAAGUAAAGAAAGCGCAGGACGAGCUCAAUGCGCUGUAUUCUAAAGAGAGUAAUGUGUCGGGAGAGAAAGAGGUGGAACCGAUGCAGAUUGACGUUAUACAGAAGAUGGUCGUUGGAAAAAGGGUUAUAAAGACAGAAUUGGAAGACAGUUCAGACUCAGAGCCACAUUAUACAGACAUGGAUAAUAUCCCAAACAGACAGGAAUCAACUCCAGACACUAAAGCCGGCUCUUCAAUCAAAACCGUAUUCAAACAACCCAAGAAAGAACAUGAAGAUGAAUCAUCGUCCUCGGGCACACUUUCAAAAAAGACAACAUACAAAGUAAAGAAGACUGCAAAAAGUCCAACCAAGAAAACCGUUACUAACGUUAAGAAUGUAACAUUUUCUUGGGCUAGUUAUCUGUGGUCAUGCGAUCAUUGCAAAGCAGAGUCGGAUACAAUGGAGGAUUUAAGGCUACACAGCCGAUAUACACACAAUUGCUGUUACGGAUUCAGCUGCGUUGAUUGUAAUGAUGAGUUUAACACAUUCAACGCUUUUGUAGAACAUGUGAGGACUCAUAGAGAGUAUUUAAGACUAUUCUGCCAGUACUGCAACAAGAAGUUCAGAAGCAAAGCGGAGUGCGUUCUCCACGCACUGACCCACUGGUCCGGGGGGCAGAAGAUUUGUGAGCUCUGCGGGGAAAUCUUCCCGGACUACGAGGCGCUGAAGCAACAUAAGAGUUCCUAUAAGCCGAAGCCGCUGGCGCACACGACGCGGCGCAAGCGGCCGCGGCUGGUGGACGACAACCUCGGCUCCUGGAACGAGUACGUGUACACGUGCCAGGACUGCUACCAGACGAUGCCGAACGUCCACGCGCUGCGUGCGCACGUGCGCGAGGUGCACAUGAAGUGCUUCGCGCUGAAGUGCAGCGACUGCCUGCGCGUGCACCGCAGCCUCGGCGAGCUCGUCAAGCACGUGCACGCCCAUCGACCCAACCUCAAACAUUUCUGCCACUACUGCAACCAGUACUUCGAGUCGACCGCCCAACUGGACUCCCACAUCGAAGAACACUACUCCGGCAUCUCCAAACCUUGUUACGGCUGCGGAGAGAUCUUCGAGAACGAUGAGCUGCUCCGGAAACACAUCUUUGACUACGGAGCCAUGCGGAGACCAGGACCACACUCCGAAGAAGACGUCACCUGUGACAUCUGCUCCAAGAACUGCAUCACCGUUGGAAAACUUAAGAUCCAUCGAAGAAUACACGAAUACAAAGAACGAUGCUACGUGUGCGAUACGUGUGGAAACUCCUACUUCAACUUCUGGACGUACCAAUCUCAUAUAAAAAUACACGGAGAACGUUCAGAGAUAUGCAAAAUCUGCAAGAAAGGCUUCCCGACUAAAGUCAAGCUGAAGAAUCAUGCGAAAACUCAUUUAGUUGAUCGUCCGUUUACUUGUGAUCAGUGUGGUAAUGCGUUCAAGACGAAAAAUAAGUUGCAAAGGCAUAAAAUGGUGCAUACGAACGCUAAACCUUAUGUGUGUGUGAUUUGUGACAAAAGUUUUCGACAGAAGAACGGAUUGAAGAACCAUUCGGCUCAGCAUACAGGUGUCAGGCCGUACCAGUGUGAGUUCUGUGACCGAACCUUCACGAAUAAUCCUAAUAGGGAUAAACAUAUGCGGAGAAGGCAUGGGGUUCCGUUGUAUAAGGCUAAGGAGACUCCGCAAGAGGUUUUGGAUAAAACAGCUAAAGAAUGGCUGUCUCAAGUGACCGCCAAUCAGAAAAAGAGGAAAGAUAACAGCGGGACACAAGUACAAUGAAGGAUUUAAUUAGAUUAAGGUCUGCUUUCCGUGCGAGCGUGCGAGAAGGAAAACAUAGUGGGGAAAUCUGUAUUCUAUUUCAUGAUCUAUCAUGAUGAGAAUAGAGAAGGUAUAUGACAACUAGAUAAAACAGUUGUGUUUCAUUCCAUGUAACAUUGACAAGAGCAUAGCUCGCCUGAUUGAUAAUUCCACGGAAUUCUGACAUUUAAAAAUGUUGCCAACAUUGAAACAGCCAAUCUGUGAAUGGAAAAUAUUUGAGAAAAAUCAAAAUUUGCCCAAAAAUUUAAAAAUAUAAUGAUAAUUUUUAAAUAGUAAUUAGAUUACUUAUUAUCGUGUUAUCAAAGCUAUUGUGAUUAUUUGGGAAAUGAUUUUUCUUUAUCAGGAAUCCCUGUUUAAGUAUUUUAAUUACAAACAUAAAUUUUUAGGAUAACCAUUUUGUUUAAUGUAUAAAGACUAAAGUCGUUUGAAUUUUCGACCAUUGUCAGACGACAUACGAGAGGAGCCCGAUUUUCACUGUUUUUUCCAUUUAGUAUACACAAGAAAUCUUUCAUCACUUCCAAACGGUGCUACAAUAGAAUUAGAUCAUUCAACUCUUGUUAGUCCUAACUAAUAUUAUAAAUGCGAAAGUAAGUUUGUUACAUCUUUGCGCUCUAUUUACUCAACCAAUCUUCUUGAAUUUUUUCCUAGAUGUUGACAAUUACGCGGGCGAAGCCGCGGGUUAGAGCCAGUUUGUUUAUAUUUCUUUAUUUUAUUUGGAUAUAACUCAAAUAGGUUUAUCUUUUCUGAAAUGUAGAAAAAUUCACUUGUCAGAAUAUCGUGCAAUUAAUAAUCAGGUUUUAGUACAUUUAAUUCGGUAAAUUUGGGACUUAAAGUGCACUAUUAAUUAAUACCUAUUAUGAUAAUUAUGAUAAAUAAUUAUAUUAGAAUUAUAAUUCUUUAUUUCUAGUUAAAAUGGUUUAGUAACUAUCCGCCUUAUUAAUAAACAUUUAAUUCUCUGAUUAGGCUUGGAGUAGCAUAUCUUUGUUUUGUCCCUCUCUCUCUUUUCAGCAUUGACAGAACGAGACAAUACAAAGAAUUACUUUUCCGAGGCUAAUCAGGGAAUAACGUUUUUUUAUAAGGAGGUGAUAAGUAUUUGUAUUAUAUGUGUUAAUGUUUAGGGAAUUAUACAACCUUUGUUUUAUUAUUAAGUAAUAUAUUUUGCUCGCGACUUCGCGUGGGUUUUUAUUAUUAUCUCAGGUUAUUAUAGCGGAGAUUUAAGUUGUUAUUUUUCAAAAUGCAGGGUAAUUUUGAAUUCACAGCACACUAUAUCACAAUAUGCUCAGUACAUGAAAUAGAACAACUUCCAAAAUAAAUAAACAGUGAUAUAAUAAUGAAAAUUCGACUUUCGACACAAAAAUUCGUUCAAAAGAUUAUCAGCCAAUUCAUAUGGGAGACCGAAAAUAAUUUGGUAUAAUUUUUGACACUGUUUUCUUUAAAUACCAACUGCAUUUCAUCAUUCGUCAACACGUCGUUUAUAUUGGCAGCUGUCUACGUCGAAGAUAUUGAUAUUUUCCAGGUAACCGUAAUAUAUAAUCGGCUACUUGACUGGGUAUAAAAUAAAACUCGUUCAGGUAUUUAAAAAUCGAAAUGCAAUAACCAAAUGUCGCUUUAUGUUACUAAUUACAAGAUUUACUAUUUCUUCGGCCUCAUUAUAGUAUAUAAAAAAUGCUUUUGUGACUCCAAAAUCCGUGACGUCACAUUUCAUGAAUGCCAUACAAACUCCGUUAUAAAAUUUUGUUUCUGACAUUAGAAAAAACGAAUCUUAUUUGACUAUUUUGAAAGUAGCUAAUUUUCGUCAUAAUUUUAGCCUUAGACAUGUAGAAAUUACAUUUAUUUAUUGUUUAAGACUAUAUUCUAGCAUUCUAUGUAUAGGAACACAACAUUGACUGUUGUCAUUUUGUAUCUUAUUAAGAUUAACAUCGGCACAGUGGCGCCCUCAUAAGAAAAGUUUUAGUUUUAAAUCACAUGGCCUUUUUGCAACAAUCUUUAGCGGCUAUUUCCCAACUUUCAAACGUAAAUACCUUGUUGGUCAAAUUAUGUUAACAAAUUACUUUUAACACGUUGACUGCCAAUUAAGAAUUAUAAUUAUUAGUUGCCAAUUAUUAGUUUUAAAGCAUGCUUUAUGUUGAAGUAUGUUUUGGUGGUCCAAUGUUUAAGACCGUCCGCUUGUGGUCAAAAGGUCCCAAGUUUGAAUUCUACUCGUGCCACAUGAGUUUGUAUAACAAUCUGACUCAUGUAUAGUAGUUUUCAUAGACUACCACUUGCUUCCGGUGAAGGGAAACAUCGUGAGGAAACCUGCACACUGAUAGACAGUUCAGUUCACUGGUGUGUACGCGACUACUUGGCUAGCUUAACUCCAUAGUUAAGCUAAAUACUACCAUACCAUUAUGGUAGUUGUAAAAGUCAUGUCAGAUGCCUUUAGGCGAUUUGUAUAAAAUCUGACACCAGUGUGCUGCUAACAGCAACACAUUCGAUGAGAAAGGAACUAUGAAAUUUUUCAACAUUCUUCUGUCAAUGUUAACAUUACAGAAUGAAACAAAACAUCUUUAACUUAAAGUAACUUUCGUAUAAGGAGUACUGUUUAUUUUCGAUUUAAGAUAAUUUAAAUGAUGGCGCCACUGGACUCAUUUUGCACCGUCUUUGGUAUCUGUAUAUGUAAAUAUGCAGUAAGGUAGAAAACUAUUGUGUAUGUAAAUAAAACCAUUCUAUUGCAAUAA
Molecule: messenger RNA, 5313 nt
Organism: Plodia interpunctella (Indianmeal moth)
Lineage: Eukaryota; Metazoa; Arthropoda; Insecta; Lepidoptera; Pyralidae
Product: oocyte zinc finger protein XlCOF6-like
Exons: 6
Coding region: 299-2557 (752 amino acids)
Cellular component (GO): nucleus
Molecular function (GO): zinc ion binding
Source: RefSeq, a predicted model, not a curated record